Messenger RNA from Corapipo altera (White-ruffed manakin), 515 nucleotides. Its product is annotated as claw keratin-like. Lineage: Eukaryota; Metazoa; Chordata; Aves; Passeriformes; Pipridae. The record is from RefSeq and is a predicted model, not a curated record.
GGUGGCACUUUUGGAGGCCGUGGGGGCUACGGAGGCUACGGGGGCUAUGGGGGUUAUGGUAUGGGGGGUUGGGGCUAUGGAGGCCUUGGGGGCUAUGGGGGUUAUGGCUAUGGAGGCCUUGGGGGCUGGGGAGGCUAUGGGGGCUAUGGCAGCUGUGGGUACGGGGGCUGGCGCCGUGGCCACAGGUACCUGAGUGGCAACUGCGGGCCCUGCUAAGCCCCAGCCCGAGCCCAGCCACGGAGCCAGGAGAGCUCCAGAAGAGCCACUGGCACAUCCCGACACGACCUUCUGUGGAGAAACAGCCCUUCAGCAUCUCUGGCUCCAGAGCCUGGACGCCUCGUGCCUGCCUGGGAACCAGCUCUGCCUUCCUGCUGCCCCCCCUGAGCCCUCCCAGAGCCUCGCUGGCCCUGCUGACAGACACUCGCUCUGGCUCCUGCUCCUGUGCCUGGCUGGGGCUCCUCGGAGCUCUGCCCGCUGCCAGGAGACGGGGCUGCCCUUGCCCAGGGCCCUGCUCU